This is a messenger RNA of Trametes versicolor FP-101664 SS1, 1739 nucleotides long. Its product is annotated as TPR-like protein. The annotation marks the transcript as partial. Gene Ontology annotation, cellular component: cytosol; peroxisomal membrane. Gene Ontology annotation, biological process: protein import into peroxisome matrix, docking. Lineage: Eukaryota; Fungi; Basidiomycota; Agaricomycetes; Polyporales; Polyporaceae. The record is from RefSeq and is a predicted model, not a curated record. The transcript has 8 exons. Gene Ontology annotation, molecular function: protein binding.
CGAUGUCCGGGGUCCAACAAGGCUUCUCCCAAAUACAGGCUUCCCAGAUAGAUGCUGCCAAAUGGGACCAAGUCUUCCGGUCACAGGAGCUGUCCCUGCACUCCGCCAACUCAGCGGCGGCGGCACCCGUGGCCACCGAGCGCGCCGAGGCGGCUUCGCGCUCGCACGAGGCGGACGAACUCGCGCGCACCGCCGGCGUCCUCUUGGACACGGUGCAGGGCGAGAUCAACCCGAAGUUCAAGAACAGCGCAUUCAUGGGGUUGAUGCGCCAGUUACGUGAUGGCGAGGUCGUCGUCGACGGGAACGAGUUCGUCCAGCGGGAUGAGGCCGCCCGCGCUCAAGUCUCCACUGAUGCGAAAGGCAAGGGGCGCGCCGCGGACGCCCCAGUACCGACCGGAAAUUCGAUGCAGCUUCCCACGAUGCAGAGACCUUUUGUCGGCGUUUCGAACCAGAGCAUGGCGAACUCUGAUCAGACCGGUGCGGAGAGUACUUGGGUAAGCGAGGACCCGAACGACGCUUACUUCCGGGAAGAGAAUGAAGCGUACAUCGCGAUGCAAGCGGAGGCCAUGUCAAAUUCGCAGCGCGCGGAAGUCAAACCGAACGCUCAAUCUGCGGAGUGGGAUAAGCUGCAGCAGGAUUGGGAGGAUUUCGAGGCUACGGCGACUGGCAUCAAGCCACUGACGAGUUAUCAGUUCCAAUCCAACAACCCCUAUCUUCACGGGGAGGCAUCGCGCACCAGAAACCAUGUCAUUCACGGUGGCAUCCCAGCUACCCUCUAUGAGAGUGUUCUUGAGUUGGAAGCCGCUGUCCAACGUGAUCCCUCCAACGCCACCCGAUGGUACGAGCUCGGCGUUAAGCAGCAGGAGAACGAACGCGAGCAGAAGGCAGUGCGCGCUCUGCGCCGCGCCCUCGAACUGGAUCCCACACACCUGCCGUCCUGGCUCGCGCUGGCCGUUUCGCACACAAACGAGGGCGACCGUGCCGGUGCAUACAACGCGAUCCGGGAAUGGGUUGGGCGCAAUGCGCGCUACGCCGCGGCGGUCGCACAGUUCCGUGCACUCAAUCCAGAGGGUUCGGGCGCCACGCAGAGCGAGAAGCUGACGGACCUGAUGCACUGCUUGAUGAGCAUCGUGCGCGAGAACGCGGGCGGCGAGAUCGAUGCCGACAUCCAGAUCGCGCUUGCUGUGCUGCUCAACACGAACGAGGAGUACGGAAAGGCGCGCGAUUGUUUCACGACUGCGCUAGCGGUGCGACCAGAUGACUGGCUUCUGUACAAUCGGGUGGGCGCGACCCUUGCGAACAGUGGCCACCCCGACGCGGCGCUUCAGUAUUAUUACAGCGCGCUGGAACUGAACCCGUCGUACAUCAGAGCAAGGUUCAACCUUGGAAUCUCAUGUAUCAACUUGAGGCGCUUUGACGAGGCUGCGCAACACAUCCUUGACGCGUUGGUCCUGCAAGACGGGGACAGUGUACACGACCCGGAUGGAAACGAGGACAAGAGGGGUGUUACCUCAUCAGCGCUGUGGGACAGCCUCAAGACAUGCUGCCUACACAUGCAGCGGCUUGACCUCGCGACCCUGUGCGAUCGCAGGGAUUUGGAUGCGUUCCGUCUGAACUUCAGCAUGCAAUAGGUGCUGUCAUAUCGCAGUUAAUAUUUACCCGGAGUUCUUCAUGGAAUAGGUGUCCAACGUUUUCGGCGUAGGUUUCGCGUGCCUGAGCUCCCCGAGCCGUGUCAUCCC